GUCCUGUCUCCGUGAAGACGUUGUUUGUUGGGAAUGAUUCAGACAGUGCCUUUCUUUCUUGAGGCCUGAGACGUAGGAUACAGGGGGAUGUUGAGGUUAUAUUCGGUUUAAACGUUCCAACAGGCCCGGUGCCAUGAUGAUCCUAGUGUCAGAGCAUCGUUAUCGUGGACAGACCAAGUGAAUACAUCGAUCCGGAUACUCCGAUGGAACGGUGGUUUUUGUAUAGUUCAGCGAGAUGACAUUGCUGGUAGUCGGAGUGAUUCUGUGCCUCGUGGGAUGGAUCAGCCUCUAUGCUUUUCUCUGCCACUCAAAUGGUUCCCAUGGAUAUGAGUGGAACUGUCGCCUGGUCACUCUGGCCCAUGGACUCCUGGCGGUGGGGAUCACGGCCUACAUCGGCUAUGUGGACGGACCCUGGCCCUUCAGUCAUCCAGGUACAAAGACCACACCACUGCAGGCCAGCGCUAUGGUGAUAAGCCUGGGCUACUUCCUGUUUGACAUGGGCUGGUGCAUCUACUUCCAGACGGAGGGCCUCGUCAUGUUGGCGCACCACACCAUAAGCAUUCUGGGCAUCAUCCUGACACUGAGCAUUGGCGAGUCGGGCAUCGAGUCAUGCGCGGUGCUCUUCGGCAGCGAGAUCACCAACCCGCUGCUGCAGGCGCGCUGGUUCCUCCGGCAGACGGGCCGCUACGAGAGCUGGCUCGGCGACGUCGUGGAUGUCGCUUUCGUGCUGCUCUUUGUGUUCAUGCGUGUCGUGGUGGGCGCCAACAUGCUCUACUGCGAGCUCAUUUCGCCGCGGCCCAAGUUCAUCAUCAAGUGCGGUGGCGUGGCCAUGUACGCGCUCAGCUGGGUGUUCAUGGUGGACAUUACCCGGUUUACCAUGCGCAAAUACCGCCGCUGGACUGGACGAGGACGGGCUGCUAAGACCAAAGACAAACUGAUCGAGGCCAAUGGGCCGCACGCAAAGACAGACUGAGGACGUUCAAACCUGCCAUUUCCUCAUAGACUUUUUAAAAACAGAGAAUAAGAAAGACAUACAUUUUUUUAAAUAACAUGAUGAUAAUUGAAACAAAAUGUGGACAAUGCAUGGUCUCAUGUUUCUUGAGAGAUAUGAAGAAGCAUGUAAGUGUGGGCCAUGUUAUUGCAGAAUAGCCCAGAUUGCACCUUGGAGUGGCUGGCUGGGGCCCUCUGUGUCUGUCCAUUGGGACUGGAGUGAGUGAAGCAGUAAGAAAUGAGCCAUAGUUCAACACGUUAGAAAUAAAGCUGCCCACUGCGUGCCAGACUGCAUUUCAAAACGCCACUGCACUGCACUCAGCUGCCCCCUUGCUGAACAGCCGAGUUUAGGGCGGAUCUGGCUGAGAUUCAGCCCUGAUGGGGGGUCCUGAAAUCCCGAUGUGGCUCUGAUCUGGCCCUGAUGCGGCUGCUCAAAGCAGAUCAAAGUUGGACCCGGUCCAGAGUAAAAUGCUAUAAAGGGGUUGUGCUUAUGACAGUAGACACUGACACAUGUUUUACAUAAUGGUCUGUGUACUUGUCAUUUAAAGUGGGGGGGAAAUCAAUGCAUUGUGCAAGAGGACAAUGUUUGAUAACUUCAAUUAAUGCAGUUUGACAGCUAUUAAUUAUGUGAUAUGUAGAAUGUCCUCAAGAUAAUUAUCUAAAAGACAACUUUUGUUAAAAAGAUGUUUGAAUACUGUUUUUACUGGUAAAAUCGACAUUUUUGCCUUUUUAAUACUGCAGUGAUUGUGGAUGCCUGUAAUUUUAAUAUUGCAAUACUUAUGAUUGUUGUAAAAACAAAGCUUGCAGAAUAAAGAAUUUGUUGAGUUCUGCACUACAAA
Molecule: messenger RNA, 1829 nt
Organism: Sardina pilchardus (European sardine)
Lineage: Eukaryota; Metazoa; Chordata; Actinopteri; Clupeiformes; Clupeidae
Gene: tlcd5a
Product: TLC domain containing 5a
Exons: 3
Coding region: 236-973 (245 amino acids)
Cellular component (GO): membrane
Source: RefSeq, a predicted model, not a curated record